Messenger RNA from Lampris incognitus (smalleye Pacific opah), 2489 nucleotides. Its product is annotated as alanine aminotransferase 2-like. The transcript has 13 exons. Lineage: Eukaryota; Metazoa; Chordata; Actinopteri; Lampriformes; Lampridae. Gene Ontology annotation, biological process: biosynthetic process. Bases 252 to 1718 code for a protein of 488 amino acids. The record is from RefSeq and is a predicted model, not a curated record. Gene Ontology annotation, molecular function: L-alanine:2-oxoglutarate transaminase activity; pyridoxal phosphate binding.
CGGAGCUGCCGUGGACCGGGUCACGGACUCGGAGGAGUCUGUUCUGAAUCUGAGGAGUCAGACGGCACCGAGUGGAGGGAAAGAUCAACACGGAACGUUCAACAGGGACAGUUGUGUUCAGACUUCUGCUAUUGGAAGGACGCUUAUCUCGCCGCAGAGUACAGGUGGUGUCAGCCCAGCUGAACUGGAUCAGCGAGGGACAUCGGCAGAAAGUGGUGAGCUCCUAAAACAAGCAAACAAACGGAAAAAAGAUGUCACAGAACGGAUCUCGUUGCCGGGGGAAGGUAUUGACUCUGGACAACAUGAACCCGUACGUGAAGCGGGUCGAAUACGCCGUCCGCGGUCCGAUCGUCCAGCGCGCCGUGGAAAUUGAAAAGGAGCUGAAAGAGGGAGUCAAGAAGCCUUUCACAGAAGUCAUCAAAGCGAACAUUGGUGACGCCCACGCCAUGGGUCAGAGACCGAUCACAUUUCUCAGACAGGUCUUGGCCCUGUGCUGUUAUCCGGAACUCCUCAAAGACGACAGGUUUCCAGAGGACGCUAAAAAAAGAGCACAACGCAUUCUUGAUGCAUGCGGGGGACACAGUAUAGGGGCCUACAGUGCUAGCCAGGGCAUCGAGUGCAUCCGUCAGGAUGUGGCUCACUACAUAGAGAAGAGAGACGGUGGAAUCCCCUCCAACCCUGACAACAUCUACCUCUCCACAGGCGCCAGCGACGCCAUAGUGACCAUGCUGAAGCUGCUGGUUACAGGUGAAGGCCCGACCCGCACAGGCAUGAUGAUCUCCAUCCCCCAGUACCCUCUGUACUCUGCAGCGCUGGCUGACCUGGGCGCCGUGCAGAUCAAUUACUACCUGGAUGAAGACAAGUGCUGGAGUCUGGACGUGACAGAGCUCAGGAGAGCCCUCGCUGAAGCCAGGAAACACUGCAACCCGCGUGCCCUCUGCAUCAUUAACCCGGGAAACCCUACUGGUCAGGUCCAGAGCCGACGGUGCAUUGAAGAUGUGAUCCGGUUUGCUAAAGAGGAGCGCCUCUUCCUCAUGGCUGAUGAGGUUUACCAGGAUAAUGUGUAUGCAAAGGACUGUGAGUUUCACUCCUUUAAGAAGGUGCUGUUCGAGAUGGGACCAGAGUACUGUGAGACUGUGGAGCUAGCCUCCUUCCAUUCCACCUCCAAAUGCUUCAUGGGAGAGUGUGGUUUCCGUGGGGGUUACAUGGAGGUCAUUAACCUGGACCCUGAUGUGAAGGCCCAGCUCACAAAGCUGGUGUCUGUGCGACUGUGUCCCCCAGUCACUGGACAGGCCCUUUUGGACGUGAUUGUUAACCACCCCCAGCCUGAUGAACCCUCGUACGCUUCAUUUAUGGAGGAGCGUAUGGCGGUGUUGGCAGCCUUGGCAGAGAAGGCCAAGUUAACAGAGCAAACCUUCAACACAGUGCCUGGGAUCAGUUGUAACCCUGUCCAGGGGGCUAUGUACACCUUUCCCCGCAUCACCCUACCACAGAAGGCCAUUGAUCAGGCCAAGGAGAAAGGCCAAGCCCCAGACAUGCUCUACUGUAUGAAGCUGCUGGAAGAGACUGGCAUCUGUCUGGUCCCAGGGAGUGGCUUUGGCCAGAGAGAAGGAACCUACCAUUUCAGGAUGACCAUCCUGCCUCCCACGGAGAAGCUGAAGGUCGUGUUGCAGAAGAUCAAGGAGUUCCACCAACGGUUCACAGUGGAGUUUUCAUAACACCUCCCCUUCCUUAAACCCUCAGUUCCACCUCUGAUAGCCCAUACCUCAGCUCUAUAGUAAAGACUGAAAUGUGCAACUUGCUACUCAGUGAGUGGCAACCUAAUUUACAAAAGGGCCUUUCUGUGACUUUAACAGCAAUUAUGACCCAUCUCACUUCCCAGGGGGCCAAGUCUGUAGAUUUGAGUUUUUGAUAACUGUGCAAUCAUUGCCACUUUGUGAUCCAAAAAAAAAAUAAUCAAAGGGUUCAUUUUCCUAUCAAAAUGUGAUCUGUACCACUAAGUUAGAAUCUGAUUUUCUGUUCAUGUGUGAAUGAGAUUGAGGGCUAAUGGAAAUGCACUUUAUAGCGCUGGUACUACUUUACAGAAUAUACUAUGUCAAUAUAUCUAGCAGUGAAGGUGUCAAUGUUUUAACCUUAUGCGUCAUAAACCGUGCCAUUGUGGGGAUUGUCUGCUCACCUGCCCACAGAUCAACAGCUUAAAAAAGGACCAUACCCGUGUUUUUGCACAUUUACUACAAAUGGCACAUUUUAAAUUAUUUCCAACCAUAGCAUAGUGGGGGGGGGGGUUUUAAUGCAUUUUCCUACCUUUCAGUCAGCCAUUGGUUUCCUUUCAUUUCAGUGUGGCAUAAAAAUCAAUUUGUAGACUUAAACCUGCUUGAUAUAGGCAGUCAGUGAAGAUUUAGUCACCUUCAUUUGUCAAAAAGUACGUUCUCAUUGCAGAAUAAUGUACACUACCGUUCAAAAGUUUGGGAUCACCCAAACAAUUUUGU